UCUGCAGCCGCUGCCCGCCGGAAGUGCCCCUUGCUCCGAGCUCCGGGCAAGAGGUCCCUGGGGUGUGAGUCCCGGGCCCUAGCGCUUCGCUCAGGAACCGAGCCCUCGAACAGUGUUUGCAGAGUACGAGGAGGUGUGGUGAUUUCCUCGGAGCCCCGGGCAAGAAGUACAUGGGCUGGAAGCUUCUAAGCUCAACAUGUAUGAAGCGUUACCAGGCUCCACUCCUGAAAAUGAAGACAGCCUCCUGAAAGUGAAGGUCGAAGACCCUACCUGGGAGCAGGCUAAUGCCUCCCAGGAGCACAGCUCCCGUUUGCAGGAACUCUGCCGUCUGCAGUUCCGGCAGUUCUGCUACCAACAGGCCCCCGGGCCUCGCGAGGCUUUAACUCAGCUCCACGAGCUCUGCCGCCAGUGGCUGCGGCCCGAGACCCGCAGCAAGGAGCAGAUCGUGGAGCUGCUGGUGCUGGAGCAGUUCCUGGCCAUCCUGCCCGGGGAGCUGCAGGCCUGGGUGCAGAUGUAUCCUCUGCAGAGUGGAGAGGAAGCCGUGACAGUGCUAGAGAACCUGGCAGCCGGACCUGCCCACACAGGACAGCAGGCCUCUCUCUACAUUCAGGGUCAGAAUGUGCACCUAGUGGUGACAGACUGUCAGGGAGCCCCUUUGGAGAGGCAGGGCCUCCAGCUCCCGCCCGGCGUAUCCACGCUGCCAAGUGAACCUCCACAGCUGGCCCAGGAAGUGAGCGGCUUUGCUCCCGUGGGACCAGCUCUUCUCCAGGAAGAACGCUCCAGAGAGAGGAGGGCAGCUGGGGCUGAGUGUAGCCCACCCCAGACCCAGGUGGCCUUGAAGGUGAAGGCAGGGGAAGAGCCCGACCGGGCCUCUGCACCGAGGGCGUGGCCACAUUGGAGCCUGGCUCCCAGGAACCCAAGGGAGGAUGCGGAUCAGGAAGUGGCGACAGGCUUGCUGGACCAAGAUACCUGUGAAGAAAUAGGACAAGAUGUCAAGACCUCAGGAGGAUCUAGCAGAGAGUGUGUGCCCCGCAACCCCGGUAGUACUGCUGUACUUCCUGAGAAGACAGUUUUGAAUCCUGCAGAUCGCCCCCCACCCCGGGACUUGUGGGCCCAGAUGCACAUCGCGUCCGUGCAGUAUGCAGCAGGAGACAUCACUCGCAAAGGAAGGAAAAAAGAUAGAGCUCGGGUGAGUGAGCUGCUCCAGGGCCUCGCAUUUUCUGAUGACUCAGACGCAGAGGAAGAUAAGGAGCCUGACGAACAGCCUGCGCAGAAGAAGGUCAAGGUGGCAGGCAUGCCAAAGGAGAGGUGGACGAAAAGAGACCUCAGUCCCAGUUUUCCACACUGGUCAGCCCUGGAUUUCGGACUUCUGAACCUCAAGAGUGAAAAGUUGAACCCAGUAGAGCUCUUUGAAUUAUUUUUUGAUGAUGAGACAUUCAACCUGAUUGUUAAUGAAACAAAUAAUUAUGCUUCUCAAAAAAGUGUCAAUUUGGAAGUCACCGUUCAUGAAAUGAGAUGUGUAUUUGGUAUCCUGCUUUGGAGUGGAUUUGUAAAGUGUCCCAGGAGGGGGAUGUAUUGGGAGAUCUCUGAUGCUGAUCAGAACGUGGUUAGAGAUGCAAUUAGAAGAGAAAGAUUUGAAUUGAUUCUUUCAUACCUGCAUUUUGCAGAUAAUAAUCACCUAGAUCAAAAGGAUAAAUUCUCAAAAUUGAGACCGCUCAUAAAACAAAUGAAUAAAAAUUUCCUCUUGUAUGCUCCCCUAGAAGAACAUUACUGCUUUGGUAAAUCAAUGUGUGAGUGCUUUGACACCAACCAGUUCCUGAAUGGAAAGCCUCUUAGAAUUGGCUAUAAAAUCUGGUGUGGUACAACCAUACACGGUUAUCUGGUUUGGUUCGAGCCCUAUCAAGAAGAGUCCACGUUGGAGGCCGAUGGGGAUCUUGACCUUGGGUUAGGUGGCAAUCUAGUGAUGACCUUCGCUGAUGUUCUGUUAGAGAAAGGCCAGUAUCCCUACCACCUGUGUUUUGACAGCUUCUUCACAAGUGUGAAAUUGAUGUCAGCUUUGAAGAAGAAAGGGUUGAGGGCGACUGGAUCCAUUCGUGAAAACAGGACUGAAAAAUGUCCACUUCUUAGUGCAGAACAAAUGAAAAAGGGAUGUUUUGAUUUCCGAGUAGAAGAAACUGAUGAGAUAAUUGUGUGUCGUUGGCACAGUGACGGAAUUAGCAGUCUGUGCUCCACUGCUGUGGGCAUAGAACCGCUUAGUGAAGUCAGAGGUUCUGCUGGUGAAGACGAGCUCCUUCCGCUCAGCCAGCCAGCCAUCGUGAGACUAUAUGAGGAGUGCAGGAAAGGAGUAUCCAAGAUGGAUCAGAGCAUCUCCAAAUACAGAGUGACGUUAAGAAGCAGGAAGUGGUACUCCACUUUGGUGAGCUACAUGAUAGACGCGGCCAUGAGCAACGCAUGGCAUCUGCACAGACUGUCUCACCCUAGCUCCUCGCUAGAGCUCCUGGACUUCCGAAAACGGGUUGCGCAGUGCUACCUGGGACACAGUGCUCCUGUGUCAGAUUAAGGCGGAUCCGCAAGCUGCAGGCAGUAACAAGCCAGAGAAUUAGAGAGUAGCACUACCAAAGCAGAUCUGAUGUACAUAGUGUAAUGAUAAGUACUAUUUUUUUAACCAGACGUUUAUAUAGAAUUUCAAGUAAUGCUAAAAAAUACCUGAAAAUGUUCAAUUCCACUGGAACCUUUCUGUGUCUCAAUUUUGUGGCAGAUGUGGGAAAUUUUGAAUUAUAUUUGAGCAUUAAAAGAAUGAAAUCCUGCCCUCCCCUUUUUCUCCAUCAAGUGCCAUUGUAAAAUGGACAAUAUAUAGUAACCAGGGAUGGCACUGAGUGCACAGUCCAAAGUAGAGCUAUUACUUAGGAGCUAAAACUGAGGAAGUAAGCCACAUGUGGUAGUGCACACCUGUAAUCCAAACAGUAGAGAUUUAGUGACAUCUGGCUGCCACUAGCAAUAAGAUACUAGUUCUGAGUAAAGCGUUUUUGCUGCAAAGGAUGCACUUACGGCUCACACAGGAUCGCUGGAAGUUUGAGGCCAGUCUGGGCUCCAUAGUGAGACCCUGUCCCAAGAAAGCGGUACGCGGGGGCUGAAGAGCUCUACGUUAAAGCUGGAUCAGAUGGUGUGUGAGCAGGGCUAGGCCCCGAUCUCAAGGGAGAGUGCUGUAAAGGCAAAACUAACCGUGAAGCAGCGCUUUUGAACACUGAAGUAAAGCCGUGGCCUGAUGUGACUGAGUUGGAAACCGAAAAGAUUCUAACUUGACUCAAAAGGGUAACAGUGGAUGUGGCACCCAGGUUCACGUCACCCAAGGAGGAAGUUGAGGCUGACGGUCGCUGUCUGCCUUGGUCCUCCACGAACUAAACACUGUGAUCCUUCAC
Molecule: messenger RNA, 3419 nt
Organism: Octodon degus (degu)
Lineage: Eukaryota; Metazoa; Chordata; Mammalia; Rodentia; Octodontidae
Gene: Pgbd1
Product: piggyBac transposable element derived 1
Exons: 8
Coding region: 197-2560 (787 amino acids)
Molecular function (GO): sequence-specific DNA binding
Source: RefSeq, a predicted model, not a curated record